Diaporthe batatas is the source of this 2562-nucleotide messenger RNA. RefSeq lists its product as uncharacterized. Bases 1 to 2562 code for a protein of 853 amino acids. The record is from RefSeq and is a predicted model, not a curated record. Gene Ontology annotation, biological process: transmembrane transport. Gene Ontology annotation, cellular component: membrane. NCBI's taxonomy places the organism in Eukaryota, Fungi, Ascomycota, Sordariomycetes, Diaporthales, Diaporthaceae. Gene Ontology annotation, molecular function: ATP binding; ATP hydrolysis activity; ABC-type transporter activity. The transcript has 3 exons.
AUGAUUAUGACCUUUAUUCCUCGAGCUGUCGUUGCUUACUCCGGUUUCGAUCGCAUACAGACGUAUCUAGUGAACGGCCAUGAUCCAGCCCAGCCGUUUGAAAUAACCAGAAUGCCAGUAAGUGGGCCCGUGGUGAGAACGUCCACAACUGUCGUGGUGGAGUUGGCCAGUGUUUCCAUCCUAGGCACAAAUGGGUCGAACCACAUCCUGAGAGACAUCAGCUUCAAGAUUUAUCAAGGCUCUCUCAUUAUUUUGACAGGGCCAGUCGGAUCAGGGAAGACUACCCUCGCCAGGGCGAUACUAGUUAAGGCCUGUUGUCUUGAUUCAGACUUCAAGGCAUUUCCGGACGGCGACCUGACGGCCAUAGGGAGCAAAGGCAUGAACCUCUCUGGCGGGCAACGCCAGAGGGUAGCUCUGGCCCGCGCACUCUACUCACGGUGCAAGAUCAUGAUCUUUGACGAUUGCUUCAGUUCUCUGGAUGAGAAGACUCAAGGUGGAAUCAUUGAAAACCUUCUUGGGCCAAAAGGCAUAAUACACGACGGCACGACAACGGUCGUGUGGAUUACGACAGCGACCAAAUGGUUCAACCUGGCCGAUGAAAUCAUCAUUCUCGCCGACGGCGUCCUGAAAGAAAGAGGAACAUGGGAUCACCUUCGAGAGCACGACCCUUCCGUUGACCAGGUCAUCCAUCGUCAGCCCGAGAGGCCUGUGGCAUUCCCCGAGGCUCGAACAACAAUAAACAAGGCUCAGGCAGAAAUUCAGAGGGACGGCUCAAAAGAUCUUGCCCGUAAGGACGGCGACCUGUCCCUGUACAAAUACUAUAUGAAAUCCGCAGGACUCGGAAGCAUUGCGGCCAUGUCACUUUCUGGGGUGAUGUACUCCUUCUUUCAUACCUUCACAAACUACUGGUUGAAGGCAUGGACGGACUCCGGAUCAACAAACACGAUAUUAUACAUGACAGGUUAUGUGCUCCUCCUUGCGCUAGCAUACGUCUCAACGGUCACUGGAAUGUUUUAUACCAACCUGCGUAUUGCCCCAAACUCUGGCCUCUCUCUUCACAGCCGCCUUCUGGUCGCUAUUACAUCCGCUCCAUUGCAGUACUUUUCAAACACAGACUUGGGCACGAUACUGAACCGCUUCGGGCAGGAUAUUCAGCUGGUCGACAAGCAGCUCGCGCCUGCGCUCCAGUCCCUCAACAACCAGGUCUUCAAGCUUCUUAACCAGACGUGCGUGCUUCUCGCAUCGCAGCCCAUGAUGGCACUCUCGCUACCAUACAGCGCGGUCGUUGUCUAUGUCGUCCAAAAGGUGUACCUGCGCACCUCACGUCAGUUGCGCCUCCUGGAGCUCGAGUCCCGCGCCGCCGUCUUCUCUAGCUUCCUGGAGACUGUGCAGGGGGCACCGACCAUUCGCGCGUUUGGUUGGGGCCGCGAGUUUGCAAGGAAGAAUGUGGCCGCCCUCAACAGUUCCCAGCGCCCCUUUUAUCUGCUACUCUGUUUGCAGCGGUGGCUGAACGUCGUGCUCAACCUGCUUAUCGCUGCCAUUGCCGUGGGCACCAUUGGGUUAGCUGUGCUUUACAGGUCCUCCACGACGGGCGGGAUGAUUGGAAUGGCGCUGAACGUGGUCCUCGUCGCGAAUACAACGCUGCUUUCGCUGGUCGGUGCCUGGACGGAUCUCGAGAUCUCGCUGGGCGCCGUGGCGAGGCUGAGUAAGCAUCACUUUUGUCCUCGCACGGAUCCCCUUGCUUUCAUACAUUGGAAUUUUCUUCAGUGCGACACUUUAGUAUGCGUAGUAGCACUAACGUCAAAUCCAGAGGAGGCUGAGACGGAGACUCCACGGGAGACCCAGCCAGAUGAGUGCGACCUACCGCCUAGCAGGUGGCCCAGUAGGGGUGAGGUUGUCCUGGGUGACGUGACAACCGCAUAUAGCUCAAAGGCGAUUGCGCUUAGGGCUAUCAACCUAAAGGUGCAGGCGGGCCAGAUGGUGGCAAUCUGCGGGCGGACGGGCAGCGGUAAGUCCUCGCUGGUCCUUUCGUUGCUUCGAUUGCUCGAUAUCACUCAAGGUAUCGUGACGGUCGAUGGCGUCGACCUGUCUUCCCUGCCGCCGUCAUUGGUCCGCGGGGUCGCAUUCAUCGCUGUACCACAGGAAGCCUCAUUCCUGCCUCAAGCAAGCUUGCAUUUCAACCUCGACCCGGAGCUGAAAGCACCUCGGUCAGUUGUCAAGGCUGCUUUGAUGCGGACUGGCCUCUGGGACCUGCUUGGCGGCGACGGGCCAGACCGGGAGAAUACAACGUCAGCGGAUGAGGAAGAUAGUGAGGGAACUUGCGUCCUCGAUGAGCCCUUCUCCUCCCUGCCCGUGCUCUCAGCUGGCCAGAGUCAGCUCCUCGCGGUGUCUCGGGCUCUCGUACGCAGACAUACCGGGCCUAUCAGAUCCGGCACGAACAGGGCCAGCAGCCCAACAUUAGCCAGGAUGAAGAAGAAGCCAACGAGCGUGACCAUGUUCGGCGCCAUCCACACCGGCAGCAGACCUGCGGCCCAGUUCCACUACCCCGCGCGGAUAUGUUAG